AUGCAGGAUACACCCGUAUCCUCCCCGCCACUGCGCGCGGGGCUGGCGACUGCGCCUGAGGUUAAUACACAACCUAUGCAUAUGGCCCGCGCCGGGUCGCUCGAUGGCGCAGCGAGCGACGCACAUCGGCGCCCGAGCGACCCUCUCGUCACGGCGGCUUCUCAGACGAGCUCGGUCCCGUGGCAUGCGUUUGCGCCUGUCGGCUCCAAUCUUUCUACACAGCCCUCGCAUGCCAUGCUAUUCCUCCCAUCCGACGGCGGCGUCGAGUCGGUGACCCUGCCGCCUCGGCCGCUUUCGGCCGCGGAUAUGCGCGCCCCGUCGUUCGCCCGGCCAGAGUCGCAUACUCUGUCCACGAACAACACAUCCCCCCGCAGUACGUGCCCUGCUCCCCUCUCACGCGCGAACUCGCCGUACCUGCGCCGCACGCGCCGCGAGGAGGCAGACGACCCGUCGCGUGUGACACUUCAUGGGGCCGCAGCUGGGGCGCACGCCGCUGGCGACGAGCGCACGCAACUUGUCGUACACAACCUGCCGCCGCAUGUGCGUUGGCAGGACCUCAAGGAUCUUUUUCGCCGCGCAGGCACUGUGCUCCGCGCCGAUGUCCAUCUGAAUCCAGAUCCACGUGUAGGCGCAUGUAUCGGCACGGUGCUCUUUGCCACCGAGUCAGACGCUCAUCGCGCGAUCAAUACACUCCAUGGAUACACGUGGCAUGGACGCAUUCUCGAGGUCGUGCUCGAUCACGAGCUUGUGACGUCAGAGACGGACCGUCGUUCUUCACGCGUGGGUCUAGAGACCGAGGGUCUUGUCGCCCGCACGGCUGCUGUGGCCCAGCCGAUUUCACGAGAUGGUGCCCCGGGUAUGCCCGAUGCUUUGGCGCCAGGGCAUGGCCUGCCACCCCGUGCAUCGGGCGAUGCUUGGCCUGCGGUGUCAUUGCCGUUCCCUGGCCGCGUGUUGUUUGUCGGUAAUUUGCCCUUCCACUGCCAGUGGCAGGACCUGAAAGAUCUGUUUCGUGCGGCCGGCAACAUACAGCGUGCCGAUGUCGCGCUGAACGCCGAGGGCCGCAGCCGUGGUUUUGGUACUGUGCUCUUUGCGUCGCCAGAGGAUGCCCAGACGGCCGUACGCCUAUAUCACGGGUAUGAGUACAGUGGGCGCACGCUCAAGGUCCACUUUGACCGGCACGCACACUAUGGCCCCUCGGUGCCCGGCGUCCCCACGGACCCGUCGCAAUACACGGCCGCAUUCCAAGUGGCGGGCCCCACGACGCACGCGAGUGGGCCGAAUGGGCCGCCGCUCCCCCUUGGCAUGCUCGAUGGUCGCGACGCCUGGGCUGCGCCGCCAUCGGAUCUUGCGCCGCGCGGUGCCGGUGUGCCCCAUCCUGGACGGAUUGCACUGCCGCCACUCUCGUUCCCGACGCCCGCACCUGUGACGCCCGGUGUCCCCCUGACACCCGGCAUGCCCAGCUUCCUGAUGCGCUCAGUGCUAGAAACGCCCCCCAUAUACCCCUACAUGAUGAGCCCCGGCGUCGCCUUUACGCCGGCGGGUAUGCCUUACGUGAGUGCGGCACCUGGCGGCCCGGCGGAUGCAUCGAUGGGCCUACCGAGCUACAUGCACCCGGGCGUGGGUGGUUUUAUGCCGGCCGGCACCGGCGUCUUGCCGCCUACGCCUCACUGGUCGCAGCAGCCAGCGCGACCGCGAGCGCGCACAGGCUCUGUGUCGCACACGACUGCGAACCGCGAUGCUCCUGCCCCUGUGGGAAGUCAUCGUGCAGGGCCCGUGCCUGGCGAGUAUCCGUUCCCCGUGGCCCCUCAAGAACAGUCUGCUGAGGCCACGGAUGCGCCUCCUGACGAUGAGAGUGCGACUGCAGAUGCCGACGGAGCGAGUAUGCUGCCUAGCACGCGCGACCUGACGAAUGCGAUCGCCAAACUGAGUGUGCGUGGCACGGCACGUGCCAAGCAGGCUCCCGACGAUCUCGGUGAGCGUGCCGCGGCGGGCGAAGCCUUGUCGCGUCUACGGCGCGACUUGGCCGCUAAGGAGGUUACGCGUUCGGCCAUCCCGGACGCCGAAUAG
Messenger RNA from Malassezia sympodialis ATCC 42132, 2067 nucleotides. RefSeq lists its product as uncharacterized. Gene Ontology annotation, molecular function: mRNA binding. Lineage: Eukaryota; Fungi; Basidiomycota; Malasseziomycetes; Malasseziales; Malasseziaceae. Gene Ontology annotation, cellular component: cytoplasm; nucleus; ribonucleoprotein complex. The record is from RefSeq and is a predicted model, not a curated record.